This is a messenger RNA of Leucoraja erinaceus (little skate), 1094 nucleotides long. Its product is annotated as endoplasmic reticulum resident protein 27-like. Gene Ontology annotation, cellular component: endoplasmic reticulum. The coding region runs from base 124 to 966 and encodes 280 amino acids. The record is from RefSeq and is a predicted model, not a curated record. Gene Ontology annotation, biological process: response to endoplasmic reticulum stress; protein folding. The transcript is spliced from 7 exons. Lineage: Eukaryota; Metazoa; Chordata; Chondrichthyes; Rajiformes; Rajidae.
AGGUCAAGGUGUGUUUGAGUGAGGAGCUGGCGGUGGGCAGGUGCCAGGUUCGGGAGGCUCACACCAGUCGGAGUGCAGGGCGAUCUGUGAGCCACCAUUCCCCAGUGCCCCGGACCGCUCGACAUGCCCUCUCGCCCGCUGCUCCUCCUCGUCCUCCUCUCCCUCCCCUCCCUCAUCGCCCCCUCGGAAGAGGAAGGGGAGCACCAGGAGGAGACGGAGGAAGAGAUGCCGGAAUUCAACGGACCACCCACUUCACCAGAUGUGGUGCAGCCGGUCCGGGUGCUGAACACCGUCUCCGGAGCGGAAACCUUCAUCAGAUCAGUCCCCGUAGCUGUCAUCGGCUUCCUCAAGGAUAUGGAGACCACGGAGGCCGACGCCUUCAACGUCGUGGUCCAGAUGUUGAAGAGGUUGCCUUUCGCCGUGGCCUCCGACACAUCUGUCUGGAAGAAGUUCAACAUCAGCAGGAACACCAUCAGCCUCUUCAAGAAGUUCGAUGAGGGACGUGCGGACUAUCUGGUGGAGGACGGCCAACUGGAACCCAACGUGACCAAGAUAGUCAGUUUCCUACGCAUCCAUGAACUCCACCUGGUGACCGAGUACAACCACAUGGAUGCCAGCCAGAUCUUUGGGUCAGGGAUUCCUAUCCACCUCCUUCUCCUCAUCAGCAAGACGUCAAAGGAGUACCAGCCUCUCCUGGACAAGUUCAAAGGUGUCGCCGCUGAGUUUCGGGGCAAGAUCAUCUUCGUGCAAGUGGACACGGACAUGAAGCAAAACGACCGGGUCACCUCUUUCUUCAAGGUGGCCGAGCAGGACCUGCCAGCAAUCUGCGCAUUUCACGUGGUGACCAACGUGGCGAAGACGAUGCCAGCCGGAGACGGCGCGCCGGACUCGAUACGCAGGUUCUGCCUUGAUUUCAUGCAGGCCAAAGAGGAGCCUCCGAGGAAACCUCCAUCAGACGAGUUGUGAAUCAGGAGAACUGCCAUUGUCUUUGUAUCGCUGGCGUUUGCUUGCAUUGCGUGCAGCUGUUCAAAUAAAGCCAGACCAUCUGAUGAUUGGCACACCUCACAAUGGCCCUGGGUCUGACUAUAGAACAG